This is a messenger RNA of Lindgomyces ingoldianus, 1959 nucleotides long. RefSeq lists its product as uncharacterized. Bases 134 to 1867 code for a protein of 577 amino acids. Lineage: Eukaryota; Fungi; Ascomycota; Dothideomycetes; Pleosporales; Lindgomycetaceae. The transcript is spliced from 2 exons. The record is from RefSeq and is a predicted model, not a curated record.
GCUUGACAGACCCUUGGACCCCUCUUUGCGCAUGCUUCUUUCCCCCGUUCCGUUUUCAUACCUGUCGCAUCGGAUUAUUAGUAUUUUGAACGUGUCGGAGCAGAGCAGCGAAAGGUAGGGCUGAGGAGCCGCAAUGACAUCCCCGAUGCUGGACUCCCGCUCGCCUCGAGUGCUGGAUCCGCAUAAGAAAGCGCAUUUUAGUCUACAUAUCAGCGAUCGAAUUACGAAGAACGAUAGUUCAGUCCCUACAUACAGCGCUGUGAAAUACAACCACAAACCACCGCAAGCCUCUUCAACCCGCAACGCAACACUCACAUCCUCCUCUACUGACUCCUAUGAACUACGCCUCGAGGACAAAGAUGGCCGGAAAGAUACAGACUUGUUCACAUUUACUGGUCAGAAAACCGCACCCAAGAAGUCCUACAUCCUCCUCUUCGACCCCUCGUCACAGAAAUGCACCCUCGAGCCCCUUUCCUCCACCUACACAUUCAACCUCCAAUCCCGUAACGCCACAGACAUCUCAUCCUCACACCCAAAGAUCUUCCCACGAAAACAGAAAGACAGCGAUGAAGAUGCCAGCGGCGACGUUGACGACCUUUUCGACAUGGGCGUCGGCGACGACAACGACGACCCCGAUCCCAACAACCCGUACGAUUUCCGCCAUUUCCUACAAAAGGGGAAGGACAAAGAGAAACGCGGCUACGAAAGCGAGUAUCAUCAGAGUUCACCAGACUAUCGCACUGGGACUGGGAGUGCGUUGAACACGCCGCUACUUCCCCCCCGGAAAUCUGCCCCAUCGAUCAUAUCCUCCACCGCAGUAAAACCACGAACCACACAGCAGCGACAGUCCUCAUCGGCACCUAAGCCGCGAAAACGCAAGAGCCCAGACGCCGACCCAUUCGUCCAGCGCAAACCCACCACAAAGAAACAACAGCCCCAGCCCGCACCAACAGUCCGCCUUGACCGCCGCGCCUCCACCCGCGUCCCCGACCCGACACCCACCUCCAAGUCCAAUUCUACCUUCAACCUCACUACAAAGCCUGCCCGCAAACCACUCCCGAAAUCCCAACAUGUAUCGUCGAAGAUCAAAUCCGCAGAACUCGUUCACUCGUCAGACGAAUCCGACAUCGACGCCGACGGCUCGAUCGACUCCUCACACUCACCCCACCGCAACCAUAACCAAAAUCAUGAUCCGCCUCCCCACCGCCUCCACUCCUCUCCAGACGUCGACGCCGACGGGGACUUCGACUCCGACGACAACAACACCGGCACCGGCGCCUUAGAAAUCGAAGUUCCGGACUCCCACUCCCGGCCCUCACGCUCCGCGCUCAAAUCCCUUGGACUUGGCCAAAACCUAGGUCUCAGCGGCCUAGGAUACUUAAAAUCGCCAUCCAAUGGACCGAUUAGUCUGGCGACUGCUGCGAGCAGCGUCGAAGGGUCACCGAACCCAGGAUUCACGCCAGGAAGACCGGGUUCAAGGAUUCCAGGUCGCAGAGCUGGAGCUGGCGGUAGAUAUGGACAUGCUGAUGGCGGGGAUGAUGACGGGGUUAUUGAUUUUGGGAAUCUAGGUGGUGGUGCCAGUGGGGGGGAUGGAGAAAGUGAUGAGGAAGAUGGGGGAUAUGUCGAGGAUCAAGAGGAUGAUGACGAAGAUGAGGACGAGGGGGUCGAUGAUAGGGAUGUAGAGCCCAUGGAUAUCGGCCCGCCCGCACAGCCGAGUACUACGCAGCAGCAACAGCAGCAGCCAGGGGUUGGUAGGAAGAUGAGCGAAGGCGGUCUAGUGGUCGAAGAGGAUGAAGAUGAUCCAUUGUAUAAGGUGAUGAUGGAGGGGCUGGCUGGGACGAGUAGUGAGGAGAGUGAAGAGGAAUGAGCCUGAGGAUGAAAUCAUGCUCCCAAAUUCGAGGUAGGAAAGGGAAAUAGGAAAUGGGGGUAUUUUAUAUAAACAUUGGUAAUGAUUUAUCC